Drosophila bipectinata is the source of this 1083-nucleotide messenger RNA. Lineage: Eukaryota; Metazoa; Arthropoda; Insecta; Diptera; Drosophilidae. The record is from RefSeq and is a predicted model, not a curated record.
AUGAAGACAAAGCUACGUGAUCUUCUUUCUAACAUAAAAUACUGCGCCAUCACAACGGAUGGCUGGACGAGUCGGGCAAAUGACCAUUAUUUGUCGGUGACAUGCCACUUUGUGACCGACAAUUUUAAGCUAAAAAGUGCGGUAUUAUCAACAAAUAAGCUAGUGUGCGACACCAACCAAAACAGCGAGAAUAUUGCCGAUACAUUGCGAAUCGUGCAAGCUGAUUGGGAAAUAAUGCACAAAGUGACAGCGAUAGUCUCAGACAAUGCCUCGUCGAUGAUCAAAGCGUGCAAACUUUUGGAGAAAUGGCACAUGCCCUGUUUUGCGCACACCUUGAACCUCGUGGUUCAAGAUGCAUUGAUCAUCGGCAAUGUUAAGGAAGUAAUCACCAAAUGCAAAAGAAUUGUUUCGUUCUUCAAGUCAAGUUCCAUUGCAUAUGCGAAACUUAAAUUGGCGCAGGGUCACGAUACCACUUAUGGACUCAUCCAAGAGGUAUCAACCAGAUGGAAUAGCUGUUAUAAAAUGAUUAUUCGGCUUUUGAAAUUGAGAGAGGCCGUUUCACGGGUACUACUUGACACAAAGAAGGCACCUCCACCGUUAACGGCAGAUGAAAUCUCUAUUUUAGAAGAUCUGGAGCGUAUUCUGGAACCGUUUGAUGGAGCAACCAACCGCGUGUCUGGUAGUACCUAUGAAACUGUUUCUCUCAUUAUUCCGGUGUCGGCUGAUAUCCAUCACCGCCUAACUUCGAUGAAUGAAGGUAUUGAAGUUCGAAUUGCGCUCUUAGAAGGGGUCAACCAACGAUUGUUCAACUCUACUCCUUACCCCAGCACCGACACUCCAGUCUAUAAUCUCAAUGUCGCCAAUCACUACCAACGACAUUUCGUCGUGCGUUUGAGCGGACUAAAUCACGUCGCGGGAUGCCCUUGCCAGACAAUAUUGACUAUAGUCACUCCUCUGGAUAAUUCAAAUGACAGGAUUCUAUCUGUUACCAUGCUGAAUAACCAGCGGGUUACAAGGAACGGCAGUUACGAAGAAUGGAACCAGCUACAGUGGCUCACAGCUUAUUUCAACCAGACCCAAUGA